GUAAGCAGGCAUCUUGGGAAAGCCCAUGUGGCAAAGAAAUGCAGAUGACCUCUAGGAACUGAGAGCCAGCAAAAAGCCUUGAAGCUUUCAGUCCUGCAACCUCAAGGAUGAAGGACAGUGUUGCCAACAUCCACGUGAGUGGGAAAGUGGGGUCUUCUCCAGUUGAACCUUCAGGUCUUCCCAAGCUAAGAUAAUUUUUUGGAACUGCAGAAAUUGUUGGCGAUAGCUACAAAUGGGAAUUUGGAGUUGGUCUGAAAUUCAUCUUGAAAUAAUUGUGUUUGACUGGAACCAUAUCUUGUGAAGUCACCAAGGAUGAGAGUCUAUGCUAAGUCAGUGUUACUGUCACACUGGCUCUUUCUGGCCUAUGUGUUAAUGGUGUGCUGUAAGCUGAUGUCCGCCUCGAGCCAGCACCUCCGGGGACACGCAGGUCACCACCAAAUCAAGCAAGGGACCUGUGAGGUGGUCGCUGUGCACAGGUGCUGUAAUAAGAACCGCAUAGAAGAGCGAUCGCAAACAGUCAAGUGUUCCUGCUUCCCAGGACAGGUUGCUGGCACAACUCGGGCUCAGCCUUCUUGCGUUGAAGCUUCCAUCGUGAUUCAGAAAUGGUGGUGCCACAUGAAUCCUUGCUUGGAAGGAGAGGAUUGUAAAGUGCUUCCAGAUUACUCAGGUUGGUCCUGUAGCAGUGGCAAUAAAGUCAAAACUACAAAGGUAACACGGUAGCAAAGACAGAUGUGCUUAACGUGGGAGGAGCAACAGGAUGCAGAAGUCUCCUAUUUGGAUUACCAUCCUGGUUGGUUUGUGGAAAAUCGUCUUGGAUUUCAGCAACAUCACAUUUGUAUAAGUAUGCUGUACGGAGUGUCAUUCACUUAACUGUCCCAGCCCUCUCGGCUUCAUGAUUUUAUUACAUUGAAUUAUAGCCACGGGCUGCCACACAAUUCACAUCCUAUCUGGAUCCCAAGGACCAAACCUCCAAGAAACCCUGGAGGAACAAAGCAGAGACUUCAAAGUGGA
Molecule: messenger RNA, 1011 nt
Organism: Panthera uncia (snow leopard)
Lineage: Eukaryota; Metazoa; Chordata; Mammalia; Carnivora; Felidae
Gene: TAFA4
Product: TAFA chemokine like family member 4
Exons: 6
Coding region: 313-720 (135 amino acids)
Biological process (GO): phagocytosis; macrophage chemotaxis
Molecular function (GO): receptor ligand activity
Source: RefSeq, a predicted model, not a curated record